GACACGCUAGAAGAGGUUGAGGCCGAGACACUUGGUGAAACACUGGUCGACGUCGAAGCCGAGGCACUGGUCGACACACUGGCUGUCAGAGUAGCAGAGGUUGAGGCCGAGAUACUUGGCGACACACUAGGCGUUGUGGAGGGUGAGGCACUGGUCGAGACACUGGCUGACAAACUAAUAGACGUUGAGGGCGAGAUACUUAAAGAUACACUGGUCGAUGUGAAGACCGAGGCACUGCUCCAAGCACUUCGUAAAAGACUAGCAGAGGUUGAAGCUGAGAUACUUGGCGACACACUGGUCGAUCUGAAGCCCGAGGCACUGCUUGAUACACUGCCUGAAACUGUAGCGGAGAUGGAGGCAGAUAUACUUGCGGAGACACUGGGGGAUGUAGAGGCCGAGUCACUGCUGGAAGCACUGGCUGACACACUAGCAGAGGUUGAGGCCGAGAAACUUGGUGAUACACUGGUCACUGUUGAUGCCGAAAAGCUGGUCGACACACUGGCCGACAGACUAGCAGAGGUUGUGGCAGAGACACUUGGCGACACACUGGGCGAUAAGGAGAGCGAAACACUGUUAAACACACUGGCUGAAACGCUAUUAGAGGUGGAGGCCGAGACUCUGGUGGACACACUGGCUGACACGCUAGCAGAAGUGGAGGCGGAUGCACUUGCCGACACACUGGGCGAUGUAGACGCUGAGUCACUGAUCGACACACUGGCUGACACACCAGCAGAGGUUGAGGCCGAGGUAUUUGGCGAUACACUGGUUGAUGUUAAGGCCGAGGUACUGCUCAACACACUGUCUGAGAGACUAGCUGAGGAAGAGGCCGAGGUACUUGGAGACACACUGGUAGAUGUGGAGGCUAAAGCACUGCUCGACGCACUGGCUAACACGCUAGCAGAUGUGAAAGAGGAUAAACUUGCCAACACAUUCGGCGAUGUAGAGGCCGAGUCACUGGUCGACACACUGUCUAACACACUAGCAGAGGUUGAGGCCGAGAUACUUGGCAAGACAACGGGCAAUGCAGAGGCCGAGGUACUGGUCGACACUCUGGCUGAUACGCUAGCAGAGAUUGAGGCAGAGACACCUGGUGACACACUGGGCGAUGUGGUGGCCGAGUCACUGGUCGACACACUUGUUGAGACGAUAGCAGAGGUCGAGGCUGACGCACUGGUUGACACACUGGCUGACACGCUAAAAGAGGUUGAGGCCGAGACACUUGGUGAUACACUGGUCGACAUCGAAGCUGAGGCACUGGUCGAGACACUGGCUAAAACACUAAUAGACGUUGAGGGCGAGAUACUUGAGGAUACACUGGUCGAUGUGAAGACCGAGGCAAUGCUCCAAGCACUUCGUGAAAGACUACCAGAGAAUGAGGCCGAGAUACUUGGCGACACACUGGUCGAUCUGGAGCCCGAGGCACUGCUUGAUACACUGCCUGAAACUGUAGCAGAGAUAGAGGCAGAUAUACUUGCCGAGACACUGGGGGAUGUAGAGGCCGAGUCACUGCUGGAAGCACUGGCUGACACACUAGCAGAGGUUGAGGCCGAGAAACUUGGUGAGAUAUUUGCCGAUACACUGGUCGAUGUGAAGGCCGAGGUACUGCUCAACACACUGUCUGAGAGACUAGCCGAGGAAGAGGCCGAGAUACUUGAAGACACACUGGUCGAUGUGGAGGCUGAAGCACUGCUCGACGCACUGGCUGACACGCUAGCAGAUGUGAAGGCGGAUGCACUUGCUGACACACUGGGGAAUGUAGACGCCGAGUCACUGAUCGACACACUGGCUGACACACUAGCAGAGGUUGAGGCCAAGGUAUUUGGCGAUACACUGGUCGAUGUUAAGGCCGAGGUACUGCUCAACACACUGUCUGAGAGACUAGCCGAGGAAGAAGCCGAGAUACUUGGAGACACACUGGUCGAUGUGGAGGCUAAAGCACUGCUCGACGCACUGGCUGACACGCUAGCAGAUGUGAAGGCGGAAACACUUGCCGACACACUGGGAGAUGUAGACGUUGAGUCACUGGUCGACACACUGGCUGACACACUAGCAGAGGUUGAGGCCGAGGUACUUGGCGAGACACCGGGCGAUGCGGAGGCCAAGGUACUGGUCGACACUCUGGCUGAUACGCUAGUAGAGAUUGAGGCAGAGACUCCUGGUGACUCACUGGGCGAUGUGGUGGCCGAUGUGGAGUCACUGAUCGACACACUGGCUGACACACUAGAAGAGGUUGAGGCCGAGACACUUGCUGAUACAAUGGUCGACGUCGAAGCCGAGGCACUGGUGGACACACCGGCUGUCAGAGUAGCAGAGGUUGAGGCCGAGAUACUUGGUGACACACUAGGCGUUGUGGAGGGUGAGGCACUGGUCGAGACACUGGCUGACACACUAAUAGACGUUGAGGGCAAGAUACUUGGGGAUACACUGGUCAAUGUGAAGACCAAGGCACUGCUCGAAGCACUUCGUGAGAGACUAGCAGAGGUUGAGGCCGAGAUACUUGGCGACACACUGGUCGAUCUGGAGCCUGAGGCACUGCUUGAUACACUGCCUGAAACUGUAGCAGAGAUGGAGGCAAAUAUACUUGCCGAGUCACUGUUGGAAGCACCGGCUGCCACACUAGCAGAGGUUGAGGCCAAGAAACUUGGUGAUAGACUAGUCGAUGUUGACGCCGAGGCGCUGGUCGACAUACUGGCUGAGAGGCUAGCAGAGGUUGUGGCAGAGACACUUGGCGACACACUGGGCGAUAAGGAGAGCGAAACACUGUUAGACACACUGGCUGAAACGCUAUUAGAGGUGGAAGCCGAGAAACUGGUUGACACACUGGCUGACACGCUGGCAGACGUGGAGGCGGAUACACUCGUUGACACACUGGGCGAUGUAGAGGCCGAGUCACUGGUCGACACACUGGCUGGCACACUAGCAAAGGUUGAGGCCGAGGUAUUUGGCGAUACACUGGGCGUUGUGGAGGGUGAGGCACUGGUCGAGACACUGGCUGACAAACUAAUAGACGUUGAUGGCGAGAUACUUGGAGAUACACUGGCCGAUGUGAAGACCAAGGCACUGCUCGAAGCACUUCGUGAGAGACUAGCAGAGGUUGAGGCCUUGAUACUUGGCGACACACUGGUCGAUCUGGAGCCCGAGGCACUGCUUGAUACACUGCCUGAAACUGUAGCAGAGAUAGAGGCAGAUAUACUUGCCGAGACACUGGGGGAUGUAGAGGCCGAGUCACUGCUGGAAGCACUGGCUGACACACUAGCAGAGGUUGAGACUGAGAAACUUAGUGAUACACUGGUCUCUGUUGACGCCAAGGCGCUGGUUGACAUACUGGCUGACAGACUAGCAGGGGUUGUGGCAGAGACACUUGGCGACACACUGGGCGAUAAGGAGAGCGAAACACUGUUAGACACACUGGCUGAAACGCUAUUAGAGGUGGAGGCCGAGACACUGGUGGGCACACUGGCUGACACGCUGGCAGAAGUGGAGGUGGAUACACUCGUCAACACACUGGACGAUGUAGAGGCCGAGUCACUGGUCGACACACUGGCUGACACACUAGCAGAGGUUGAGGCCGAGGUAUUUGGCGAUACACUGGUCGAUGUGAAGGCCGAGGUACUGCUCAACACACUGUCUGAGAGACUAGCCGAGGAAAAGGCCGAGAUACUUGGAGACACACUGGUCGAUGUGGAGGCUAAAGCACUGCUCGACGCACUGGUUAACACGCUAGCAGAUGUAAAGGCGGAUACACUUGCCGACACACUGGGUGAUGUAGAGGCCGAGUCACUGGUUGACACACUGGUUGACACACUAGCAGAGGUUGAGGCCGAGGUACUUGGCGAGACACCGGGCGAUGCAGAGGCCGAGGUACUGGUCGACACUCUGGCUGAUACGCUAGCAGAGAUUGAGGUAGAGACACCUGGUGACACACUGGGUGAUGUGGUGGCCGAGUCACUGGUCGACACACUUGUUGAGAUGCUAGCAGAGGUAGAGCCUGACGCACUGGUCGACACACUGGCUGACACGCUAGAAGAGGUUGAGGCCGAGACACUUGGUGAUACACUGGUCAACGUCGAAGCCGAGGCACUGGUCGACACACUGGCUGUCAGAGUAGCAGAGGUUGAGGCCGAGAUACUUGGCGACACACUGGGCGUAGUGGAGGGUGAGGCACUGGUCGAGACACUGGUCGAGACACUGGCUGACACACUAAUAGACGUUGAGUGCGAGAUACUUGGAGAUACACUGGUCGAUGUGAAGACCGAGGCACUGCUCGAAGCACUUCGUGAGAGACUAGCAGAGGUUGAGGCCGAGAUACUUGGCGACACACUGGUCGAUCUGGAGCCUGAGGCACUGCUUGAUACACUGCCUGAAACUGUAGCAGAGAUAGAGGCAGAUAUACUUGCCGAGACACUGGGGGAUGCAGAGGCCGAGUCACUGCUGGAAACACUGGGUGACAUACUAGCAGAGGUUGAGGCCGAGAUACUUGGCAAGACACUGAGCGAUGUGGAGGCCGAGUCACUGGUCGACAAACUGGCAGACACACUAACAGAGUUUGAGGCAGAGACACUUGGCGAUACACUUGGCGAUAGGGAGAGGGAAACAUUGUUCGACACACUGGCUAAAACGCUAGCAGAGGUGGUGUCCGAGAAACUGGUCGAGACACUGGCUGACACGCUAGCAGAAGUGGAGGCAGAUACACUUGCCGACACACUGGGCGAUGUAGAGGCCGAGUCACUGGUCGACACACUGGCUGACACACUAGCAGAGGUUGAGGGUGAUGUACUUGGCGAGACACUGGGUGAUGUGGAGGCCGAGGUACUGGUCGACACACUGGCUGAUACGCUAGCAGAGAUUGUGGCAGAGACACUGGGUGACACACUGGGUGAUGUGGUGGCUGAGGCACUGGUCGACACACUGUCGGACACGCUAGGAGAGGUUGAAGCAGAGACACUUGGCAACACA
This is a messenger RNA of Porites evermanni, 4956 nucleotides long. Lineage: Eukaryota; Metazoa; Cnidaria; Anthozoa; Scleractinia; Poritidae. The record is from the annotation of a GenBank genome assembly.